Molecule: messenger RNA, 2464 nt
Organism: Vollenhovia emeryi
Lineage: Eukaryota; Metazoa; Arthropoda; Insecta; Hymenoptera; Formicidae
Gene: Gr43a
Product: gustatory receptor for sugar taste 43a
Exons: 11
Coding region: 827-2401 (524 amino acids)
Biological process (GO): sensory perception of taste
Cellular component (GO): dendrite; axon; membrane
Source: RefSeq, a predicted model, not a curated record
CUCUGAAAUAAUUUCACAAGUUUCGUUUUCAAUCAAGCUACACAAAUCUCUUAUUCUCCCUUAAUACUUUUAUAUACAAAAUAAUGGGAUGAAGUGAAUAAUAUAAAGAGUCACAUAAUUAUUUUCAAAAACGAUAUAUAAUUGCAUGUGCGUGUGUGCAUCUGUCAAAUUUUAUUAACUUUAAAUAAAAAUUUGGAACAUCCGUGUUAUGUAUGUAUAUAUGAUCAAAUAUUUACUGAUAAUAAAUCGCACUAUACACUCAGAUUCAGUCGUAGAUUAAUUUUAAUAUUUGUACAAUAUUUUUCAUUAUUUAUUUGCUUAUUGUGUUGAUACGGAACAAAGAAUAACGCAGUUCUUGAUAUCUCGCACCCCAUGUAGUUAUGAACAUUUAUCACAUCGCUUGAUCAGCUUGUGCAGAGAAUACGGAAAUAAUCGAAGUUACAAUGUUUACACAAAGGUUUUUUUCCACGAGUAGCUCUCCUGGUGGCGACAACGGCAAGGCAACUUCUUUCAGUUGUUGUCCGAACGUUCUCUAACCUAUUGAAAAUUGCAGUCAGUAAUUCACCUCUUAUGAUAAAAGGUUGGGACAGCUUUUACGACUUCACCCUGUAUACAGAAUAUCUGAUAUUAGAUGUAACACUCACUGAUAAGCAUCGGCCGUAGUUGAUCGUCAACAACAAUUACAAUCAAUUACUGUCGACGAUCUGACAAGUAUAAAUGAGCGAAUACGAGUGUAAAAACACAACACACGCUCUUACUUGUGAUCAACCGCAUUCCACUCUGCAAUUUGUACCUCUACGCAAAACAUGAAUACGGAAUUCAUUGAAUGCAAUUGGUGAAUUAUUUUGCAAGAGCACCUACAAAUAUUAUCGACGAAAAUAUCCUCAUGUCUAGGAAAACACAUAGGCGAUGGGGUAAUUUCGAUAAACAACAAAUGACAAAUAGAAUGAGCAACAAACCCACAAACGUAGACGAAUACGACGUGAAUUCCGAUGGGGUAAAUAACAAGUCGGUAAACAGCGAUCUAUACCAAGCACUGUUCCCAAUCUAUCAUCUCAGCAAACUGUCCGGUGUAUUUCCAACAAGAUUUGUCAGACAAGUAUCUGGCAGAUAUCACGGCCGAUUGAGUGUCACCGAUAGUAUUUAUAGUGUAUGCCUAUUGAUAUGUCUGAUCGGCGCGGAGAUUUGGGGUUUUUGGCGUGACUUAAGAGAUGGAUGGGAGCAUAGCACUCGACUCAAGUCACAGAACGCGGUAAUUGUCACUGCAAGCGAUGUAAUAGGUGUAAUGAGUCUUACAGCUGCCUCAGUUAUUGGUUCGAUUUUAUGCUGGAAACACAUACAAACUAUUAUCGAUAAAUUGGUCGAUUGUGACGAGAAACUAGGAAUUGUCUCACCGAAGAAGAUACGGCGAUAUACAAUUUUCUUGACAUUAAGCAGUCUCCUCUAUUCCAUUGUUCUGUCAUGCCUCGAUAUCUACACAUGGAACUAUGAGGUGAAGCUGAACAAGAAACUGAACGACAAAGGUCCGAUCAAUUAUGUUCCUCUAUAUUUCAUGUAUAUAGUGAUCAUGAUGAUGGAAGUUCAGUACGCCGUUGCUACAUACAACGUGUGCCAGAGGUUCUGCAGGCUCAACAAGAAUGUUGAGAAUAUUCUUAAAAGCGACAGAAUCACAGAUCAGUUCAGGAAGGAUCUUGGAUUAGCCAGUGAUUUUCGUGAUCAAGGACAACUAGCUACAAAUAUUCGACAAGACAUGGAAAACGUCCGAAUAUUUCGAAAGACGAAGAUUAUGGAUUCUUCUAUUACAAAUGAUGGUAAAAACUUCACACACAGUAUAGCACAAUUGAUGACAGUACAUGGGUCAUUAUGUGAUACGGUGAUGCUCAUAAACGCUGCUUAUGGAGUCGUUACGCUGGUAAUUACUAUCACCUGUCUAAUACACUUAAUCAUUACGCCGUACUUUUUGAUAAUGGAGGCCGACGGAAGACGUGAGCCACUAUUCCUCGCGGUACAAGGAUUAUGGUGUAUCUUUCAUAUCUGGAGGUUACUGAUGAUCGUGCAACCUACAUACGCUGCUAUAACACAGGGAAAAAAAACAGCAGUUUUGGUCAGUCAAUUAUUAUCGAUGAGUCCCGACAGAGAAGGCAGGAAACAACUUGAGAUUUUUUCGCUUCAGCUUCUACAUCGUCCUUUAGAAUUUUCAGCGUGUGGACUUUUUACUUUAGAUCGAACUCUCGUAACUUCAAUCGCUGGUGCCGUUACGACGUAUCUCGUAAUACUCAUACAAUUCCAAAAAGACGAUGAUACCAAGGGUAAUUUCAACAACAUCUUAAAAAAUGCCACGCAGAUCUUGAAAAAUGCUUCGCUUCAUAAUCCUACGGCAGGAAAAUUAGACUUAAAUUAGAACAUGCCACUUUAUUCUUGCCUUUUUUGUUCUCAAUUCUACAAUAAAGUUUUCUAGAAAUUA